Messenger RNA from Kazachstania africana CBS 2517, 699 nucleotides. RefSeq names its product N-acetylglucosaminyldiphosphodolichol N-acetylglucosaminyltransferase anchoring subunit ALG14 (gene ALG14). Gene Ontology annotation, biological process: dolichol-linked oligosaccharide biosynthetic process. The coding region runs from base 1 to 699 and encodes 232 amino acids. The transcript has a single exon. Gene Ontology annotation, cellular component: UDP-N-acetylglucosamine transferase complex. Lineage: Eukaryota; Fungi; Ascomycota; Saccharomycetes; Saccharomycetales; Saccharomycetaceae. The record is from RefSeq and is a predicted model, not a curated record.
AUGGAUUCCGCAUAUUUAUACUCGGUAAUAGCUGUAGUAUUAACUGUUUGCAACGUUCGUCUCAUCUCUAUACUGCCCUUCACCCGUACGAAUAAUGAUUAUAGGAGCAACAAAAGAUCCACUCAGUUGACAAGCCAUGAGCCCAAGCCGUUGCAUUUGCUCGUGUUCCUGGGCUCUGGUGGCCACACAGGUGAAAUGCUUCGUCUUUUGCAAAAUUAUGAGGCUCUUCUAUUAAACAAGGACAAUCACUUGUAUGUUGGAUAUUCUGAUAAUGAAUCAUUGGAUAAGCUCAAGAAAUUAAUGAGGCAGUUUCCUACGUUCUCUAUAAAAUGUUACCAUUUCAAAAAAGCUAGAGAAGUAAACUCCAACGUUCUCCAGAGUAUUGUCAGCAUUUUACAAACUUUAAUCACUUCCUUCAGAUACAUUUUGGAGAUUAAACUCUCUAUGUUGGGGAAACCACAUCUAGUUCUAUUGAACGGCCCUGGAACAUGUUGUAUUAUCGCAGUAUGGGUCAAAUUAAUAGAUUUUUUCUGGUUAUUCACAAGCUCGAAUAUCGUCUACGUGGAAUCAUUAGCAAGGAUUAAUACGUUAAGUUUAACAGGUAAAAUUUUGAACUGGUUAGCAGAUGAAUUCAUAAUUCAAUGGGAACAAUUGCAUGAAGUUGUCCCCAGAGCAAAAUAUUUUGGUAUACUAGUUUGA